ACACUAGAUGGCGCUUUAAUGAAUUGAUGCUUGAACAACAUAACCAAACAUAACCUAAAGUAACACAUUAAAAAACGUGUAUUGUUUAUUGAUAAUUUCGUUUAGUUUUGGUAAUAAUUAAACUAUGAAGCGAUUAUCGGAAGAACGUACCAAGAUUUUAUUUGAAAAACUCGCCAAUUACAUUGGAAAUAAUGUAAAAUUACUUAUUGAACGACCGGAUGGACUCUACUGCUUCCGAGAGCAAAAAGAUCGAGUUUAUUAUUUAUCAGAAAAGAUCUUAAAACUAGCGGAAACGUUCCCACCUGGACAACUAAUUAGUGCGGGGACUUGUUUUGGAAAAUUCACAAAAUCAAAUAAAUUUAGAAUGCAUAUAACAGCAUUAAACUAUCUCGCACCUUACGCUCAAUGUAAAAUUUGGUUAAAACCUUCCGCCGAACAACAAUUUUUGUAUGGAAAUCAUAUAACAAAAGCAGGAUUAGGGAGAAUAAGCGAAAAUGUUAUGAAAUACAGUGGAGUUCUUGUAUAUAGCAUGUCUGAUUUACCCCUAGGAUUUGGGGUAGCUGCUAAAAGCACAGCUGAAUGUAAACAUGCCGAUCCUAUGUCUUCUAUUUGUUUCCAUCAAGCAGAUACUGGCGAAUAUAUUCGAGCUGAAGAAGAAUUGUUGUAAUUAAUUAAAAUAAUUUAUAAUUGACUAAAAUAAAAGGAGAUUUAUAUAUCA
Onthophagus taurus is the source of this 718-nucleotide messenger RNA. RefSeq names its product 60S ribosome subunit biogenesis protein NIP7 homolog. Gene Ontology annotation, biological process: ribosome assembly. Gene Ontology annotation, cellular component: nucleus. Gene Ontology annotation, molecular function: RNA binding. The record is from RefSeq and is a predicted model, not a curated record. Lineage: Eukaryota; Metazoa; Arthropoda; Insecta; Coleoptera; Scarabaeidae.